Molecule: messenger RNA, 1637 nt
Organism: Dufourea novaeangliae
Lineage: Eukaryota; Metazoa; Arthropoda; Insecta; Hymenoptera; Halictidae
Gene: noi
Product: splicing factor 3A subunit 3
Exons: 2
Coding region: 132-1637 (501 amino acids)
Biological process (GO): mRNA splicing, via spliceosome
Cellular component (GO): spliceosomal complex; nucleus
Molecular function (GO): RNA binding; zinc ion binding
Source: RefSeq, a predicted model, not a curated record
UGGUAUCGAUUGGAUCCUAUAGAGGAGCAAGAAGUGCGUGCGCUAUCUUUGUUAAACACAUUAUAACCUCUAUGCUUAUGUCAAUUGAGUAGCUUGUAAAUAUAGUUGCUGUUUUCAUUCAAAUCGGAAAAAUGGAAACUAUAUUAGAGCAACAACGGCGGUAUCACGAAGAAAGAGAAAGAUUAAUGGAUGCGAUGGUGAAAGAAAUGCUCUACAAAAAAGCAGGACACAGGGAGAGCAUAAAUUCGGAACAUCGACUAAAAAUGUUGCUUGAUCAGUACAUGGACAGUACUUUGCAUUUGCAAGAUUUAUACGAGGAUAAAGAUGGACAAAGGAAAGAAGAAGUACAAGCCCUCUCAGGACCUAAUGAAUUCUCGGAGUUUUAUUCUCGCUUGAAAUCCAUAAAAGAAUUCUACCGACGACAUCCAAAUGAAAUAAGUAUUCCAAUGUCUGUGGAAUUCGAGGAACUGGCUAAAAUGAGGGAAAAUCCCACAGAAGAACUUUCUAAUCUUGUUGAAUUUACCGAUGAAGAGGGUUAUGGAAAGUACCUCGAUCUUCAUGAAUGUUAUGAAAAGUAUAUUAAUCUUAAGGGAAUAGAGAAAAUAGACUAUAUUACGUAUUUAUCAACUUUUGAUCAUUUGUUUGAUAUACCUAGAGAAAGGAAAAAUGCUGAAUAUCAGCGAUAUGUAGAGUCUUUAUUGGAAUAUUUAACAGAGUAUUUAAAUAGGGUUAGACCUCUGCUUGACUUGAAUGCUGAGCUACAAGAAGCAAAUAAGGAGUUUGAAACACAGUGGGAAAAUAGUACAUUUCCAGGAUGGCCAAAAGAAACAGGCAGUGCUCUGACUCAUGUAGGAGCACAUUUAGAACUUUCUGCUUUUUCUUCCUGGGAAGAGCUUGCGUCUCUUGGUUUGGAUAGGUUAAAGUCAGCUUUAAUGGCUUUGGGUUUAAAGUGUGGUGGUACGCUUGAGGAAAGAGCUCAGAGACUUUUUAGUACCAAAGGAGAAGCCUCUUUGGAUCCAAAUCUGUUAGCUAAAAAUAAUAGAAACAGAAAAUCUGGGAAAGGAAGAAAUUCUGAAAAGCAAAAAGAGAUAGCAUGCUUUGAAGCUCAGGCCUACAGACUGUCAGAAUUAGUUUCUAGCCAACGAGUAGCUACAAAAGAAAAUGUUCAAAGAAAACAAGCUAGAACAGAAGGUGAAAGAGGAGAUUCUGAUGCAGAAGCUAGUGCCAGCGAAUCAGAGGAAGAAGAUGAUAACGAAGUUCCGUAUAAUCCUAAAAAUCUUCCACUGGGAUGGGAUGGUAAACCUAUACCGUAUUGGUUGUAUAAAUUGCACGGUUUGAAUAUAAGUUAUAAUUGUGAAAUAUGUGGAAACUUCACGUACAAAGGACCAAAGGCUUUUCAAAGACACUUUGCUGAAUGGCGACACGCGCAUGGUAUGCGAUGCCUUGGUAUUCCAAACACUGCGCAUUUUGCAAAUGUAACGCAGAUAGAAGAUGCAUUAGCUUUAUGGGAAAAGCUUAAAGCUCAGAAACAAGCAGAACGUUGGCAACCAGAACAGGAGGAAGAAUUCGAAGAUUCCCUUGGAAAUGUAGUUAAUCGCAAAACAUACGAGGACUUAAAACGACAAGGUCUUUUGUAA